This is a messenger RNA of Malus domestica (apple), 2459 nucleotides long. The record is from RefSeq and is a predicted model, not a curated record. NCBI's taxonomy places the organism in Eukaryota, Viridiplantae, Streptophyta, Magnoliopsida, Rosales, Rosaceae.
UUUGAUAAAAUGACUGACAGAGAUGUUGUUUCUUGGAGUACAAUGAUUAGGAGCUGUGUUAGGAACAGAUUGUUUGGUGAGGCAUUGGAACUUAUAAGGGAAAUGCAUCGUGUUCGAGUGAGGCCUAGUGAGAUUGCCAUGAUUAGCAUGGUUAAUCUCUUUGCGGGGGUUGCUGAUAUCGAAAUGGGGAAAGCGAUGCAUGUUCAUGUUGUGAGGAAUGGCAAGCAUGAGAAAUUGGGAGUUCCUGUUACUUCUGCUUUGAUCGACAUGUAUGUCAAGUGUGGAAAUUUAACUUAUGCAAGGAGGCUCUUCGACGGGUUAGGACAGAAAAAUAUUGUUUCGUGGACUGCAAUGAUCGCGGGGUACAUUCAUUGCAGAGAUUUACACGAGGUAGCAAAACUUUUCAACAGAAUGCUGGCGGAAGGAUUAUGCAUCUUUGAACCUUCAGUAAUAAUAUAUCUCAAAAGGGAAAAGCAUAACUCAAUUUAUUAGUCAGGUUUUUGUUCCGCAGUUUGUUUAUUUGAACUGAGGUAUUGUAUUGGUAUUAAGCUGUUAAAGUUUAUUUAUUUGAACUGAGGUAUUCUAUUUUGUUCUUUGAACCUCCAUUAUUUACUGAAGGAUUAUGCAUCUUUUUUUGCUUUCUUGUUUAGUACAUACACUUGCUCAUAAGUUGUUUUUUCUCUGUUAUGAAUUUAUCUCCUCCAUGCAUCUCUUCUCUCAUUGCAUUUGCAUGGGUGGUGACCUUUAAGUACCUUUUCGUAUGCAUUUAGUAAUAAAAAGGAAUUGGGUUUUUUUAGUUUAUGGGAUUGUGUAGGUACAUUCUUGGACUUUGGAAUUGGUUUUAGUGAAUUGGGUUUUAUUUGGUUUUGUGCAGGGAGAGCUUGUGCGUGCUUUAGGAGGAGCUGUGGCAUCCACAUCUCUUCUUGGAGUUCCUCUUGGACAUAACUCCUCGUUUCUUCAAGGGCCGACCUUUGCACCUCCAAGGAUUAGAGAGGCUAUCUGGUGUGGGAGCACCAACUCAACAACUGAAGAAGUGUAUAGAUGUCGCAGUUGAUCACUCGUCGUCGGAGUGUGUCCAAUGCAGCUCCUGCAUUAUCAGCAUCUAGUGCUCCAGGCGUGAGUGCUCCAUUGAUUGAGGAGCCUACACCCCUUACAGAGGCUACUCCUACGACAUCCCAGGUGCCCGUAUCAUCAACGUCAUCAGUGUCAGUUGAGCCCCUCAGUGCACGGCGGCUUCACUGGCGCCACCGCGAGCCGGAGCCUUCUGAUCACACUUCCUCGUCCUCCAGAGUCGAGGAUGGGGCCUCCCAACCAGCUAAAAAAAACACCAGGGGGCCCAAUCGAAUGUUGAAGGAGCUACAGCUUGUACAUAUGUCUGCCUCCUUGAUCAAGAUUGUGUAUGAUGAGCGACAUCGUGGAGCGGUUACCUCACAGCAGCAUAACAGCGUCGUUAAUUGCUGUGGUUUUAUUAUUAGGAAUUUUUGUCCUAUGCGGUAGGAGAGUUGGGCAAAAAUUCCCGAGGAGACGAGGACCCUAGUGCGAGACAAUUUGGAGGUCGUUUUUGAAAUGGAGGACAUAUCCCCUGAGGUCAGUGCCUACUUAGAGGAGACCUUAGCAAGCCGGUACAAAGAUUGGAAGAGCGCUCUUCACAAGCAUUUUCAGCUAUGGGAAUCUCCGGAGAUUGCUCGCCUACAGGGUUGCCCACUCGAGUAUAAGGAACGGCGAGAGGAUUGGGAGUGGCUCUGCACACAUUUUACGGAUCCAAAAUUUUUGAAGAAAUCUGCUGCUGGCAAGAAAGCUCGGGACUCAAAGACACUUCUCCACCAUUCCGGUUCGAAGCCCUUUUCGUAUAGGGUUGAGGCACGACGUGAGGAGGGUUCUAAGUUCCCACAGAUUGACCUGUUCAAGCAUGUUUACGUUCAUCCCAACAAUGAGAACAGUGACCAGCUUUAUGGUGAUAUGGUGGAAAAGAGCACUGCUAUUCUCCAAGAAGCAACAUCGCAGCUUCCCCCGGAGACCCCGAUUGAGGAUGUCAUUGUACCCAAGGAUGCAGAUGUUCAGAUCGUGACUGAGGUCCUGGAUCAGAAGUUCGGUCGUCGUCAUGGUAAGGUUGUUUGGUGUACGGGGAAGGCGGGGGUUCGUGAAACGGGUGCCUCUUCUUCCAGAUUGUCCACAGGAGAGGUCAAUUCCUUGAAGGAGGAAGUGACAACCCUAAGAGGUCAGGUUGUGGCCCAGGGCGAUCACAUUAGGGCCCAGGGCGAGAGGAUGAAUAUGAUUGUUUAGGCCUUAGCGAUGUCCGGCCUCCAAAUCCCGAUGAUGCCAGUACCUAAUGUUGCUCCACCUUCGACUUCCCAGCCAUUUCGCCCAGACGAUACCGAGUAGCAUGAUGUAUUAAACUUAGAAGACUUGUAGUUUUUUAUUUUUUUGUUCGGACAAACGUACAUUUUUCAUAUAUUCUA